UCACAGCCGCAUGUCAAUCACCGCCGCUCAUGUGAUGCUGCUGCCAAUGACGUGGUACCCAUAUGGCCUGGCAUCAGAACGGGUACCGCAGUUUGGUGAAGGUGCCACUCUCCUCCUGUCGAUACAUUGAGCCGAUGAGAAGCUUUGCCCAGAGCCUUCAGAAAGCAGGGAAUCCCACAAGGAGGUCGCUCUGAACAAUGAGCUAAGGCUCGGCUGAGGGCUGCAGGCAGCAUGUUGACCCGGCUCUUCAGUGACUCCAGCCUCAUGCCCGAGGUUCACAAAUACCCCACGUGGGCGGAGGACAGUGAGAGCGAUGAAGAGAAGCUGAGAGAGGAACGCAAUAGCGAGAGCUGUGACCCCCAGGACAGUCAAGCUGAGGACUCAGUGAGUGUGGCCCAAGACAAUGAAGAGGCAGAAACCGGGAUGGAGGAGGAAGAUGAAGAUGAGGAAGAAGAAGAGGUGGAGGAGGAGGAGGAGAAUGGGAGCCGGCCUAGGAAGCGGGGCCCGAAAAGGAGGAAGAUGACCAAGGCCAGACUGGAGCGCUUCAAGCUGAGGCGCCAGAAAGCUAACACCAGGGAGAGGAACCGCAUGCACGACCUGAACUCUGCCCUGGACAAUCUCCGCAAAGUUGUUCCGUGCUACUCUAAAACACAAAAACUUUCCAAAAUAGAAACUCUGCGCCUGGCGAAGAACUACAUCUGGGCCCUUUCGGAGAUCCUGCGGUCAGGCAAGAAGCCCGAUUUGGUCUCCUAUGUGCAGACGCUGUGCAAAGGUCUAUCGCAACCCACCACAAACCUGGUGGCCGGCUGCUUACAGCUCAACUCCCGCAACUUCCUCAGCGACCAAGGCCCGGAGCCGGGCCGCCUCCAGCCGCCAACGUCCACAUUCGCCAUGCACCCAUACCCGUACCAGUGUGCCCGGCUACCAAGCCCGCAAUGCCAGGCUGGGGCGGGCACUAGCAACCACCCCCUGCGCUCCCACCCUUACUGCGGGGGCUAUGAGCAGCACCUGUACGGGAACGGCUCCCCUGAAUACCCGGGCUCCGAGUUGGACGGCUCCCUGAGCCCUUCUCUCUGCACUAACGGCGGCUCCUACCCCCUGAAGCCGGACUCUCCCCCAGAACACGAGAAGAAUUAUCACUAUACCAUGCACUAUUCGGCACUGCCCAGCUCCCGGGGGCCUGCCCAUGGACUGCUGCUCAGGCCCGGCCUACAUUCGGAUAACCUGACAGCCUAUGAUUCCCACAUUCACCACGACAGGACUGCGGUGUACGAGGAACUCAACGCGUUUUUCCACAAUUAAUUGCAGAUAGUUCCCGAUAACUCUGGCCAGCAAAGGGAUGUGACUGAAUGGCUUUGCUCCAGCGACAGAGUACAGACUCACCUGCAGAUAGAGACCGCCCUGAGCGAAGGAGAGACACUGACAGAGACACAAAACACAGUCAGAGACAGACACGAAAACACAGACACAGGCAGAGAGAGACAGCGACACAGACAGGCACAAACACAUACACAGAGACAGAGAGAGAGCGGAGCCUCAGUCCCGUGUGUUUCCAGAAGAUCCGAUGCGAUUAUUUUGAUUGUCGAUUGUCAGUCUGAGGUGGGAUGAUCGGUGUCUUCAUUGUGUCUGGGUGGAUGGGAUCUUCAUCUCUGCUCUCCUGGAAUAAGCUCGUUGUUGACUGUCCCACGGUUUCCGGUGUUCACAUUAAAGACUUGGUUAUGGCAAUGUGGCUGGAGACGGUGCGGCGGACAAUCGCCAGUGAAAAGCAAUAACGGAAAAUCUAUGCAAGUAAACAUUAAGGUCCUGUCGGGUGGAGCUGAGCCAGAACAGGCUUCAGGCCCGAAUGGCCUCCUCCUGUUCCUGUGUGAUUUGGACCAAUCAGCCUUUAGCACUGCCUCCUGAACUCGGUAACUGGUCUUUCAAGUCCAUUUCUUCCGAUAUUUCAUAAAAGUUCUAUUUAUUUUCUAGGAACUGCUACAAGAGUUUCUAUUUAUGAAAAGACUUUUGUUACAAAUUGUUUUGUUUUGUAAAAUGUUUGAAGAGAAAUCUCUGAUUAUGCAAAAGGGACAUUUAAAAAGUUUUCCGCAAAUUCCUGCUCAUUGUGACAGUUCGAAACAAAAUGAACUGUUUCCCACCGUCCCGCUUUCAUCCGAGAGAUUGUCGGCGAUCUUUCGUGGAUCUCCUUUUGAACAGGUCACAGUCCACGAGGGAUCCACAGGGAUCUGUCUCUUAUCGGGCCAACUGGUUAAACAGAUUGAAUGGGAAACGAAUGGGGCACAUCCUCCGCCCUCCGACCUCUGACCCCCGUUAGCCCAUAAAUUACUGCUCCACUUUUAAAAAACAUUUUCCUCUUCACCUCCGCCACCUUCAGUUCAAGGUCAUUCUCAGGAACAUAUUCCUGC
Molecule: messenger RNA, 2402 nt
Organism: Stegostoma tigrinum
Lineage: Eukaryota; Metazoa; Chordata; Chondrichthyes; Orectolobiformes; Stegostomatidae
Gene: neurod2
Product: neuronal differentiation 2
Exons: 2
Coding region: 232-1302 (356 amino acids)
Biological process (GO): regulation of DNA-templated transcription; nervous system development
Molecular function (GO): protein dimerization activity
Source: RefSeq, a predicted model, not a curated record